Messenger RNA from Ordospora colligata OC4, 501 nucleotides. RefSeq lists its product as uncharacterized. The record is from RefSeq and is a predicted model, not a curated record. The transcript has a single exon. NCBI's taxonomy places the organism in Eukaryota, Fungi, Microsporidia, Ordosporidae. The coding region runs from base 1 to 501 and encodes 166 amino acids.
AUGGAUAGUCUGUGUUUGAUAUUUGAUGAGACACCAAGUGAUCCAAAGGAUGUUCGAGUAGGCGAUUACAUCAAGGCUGAGGUGAAUGGGUCUGCUUUUACGGCAAAAGUGACAGAUAUGACAACAGUAAAGAACGGAAAGCAUGGUGCGGCAAAGACUUCGUUAGAAUCAAAACUGCUUAAGACAGGAGCAACCCAUAAGUUGACUUAUACAUCCAAUGACAUGGUUGUGUUGUGUCGACCUACAAAGCUAACAUUACCGCCUAUAAUUGAUAUUUACACUGACAAAAAAAGUGGCGUCACAAUGAUCAAUUUUAUUAACGCAGAUGGCAGUGAUGUUGAGCUCAAACUUGAUGAAAUCAUGAGUGCAGAAAAUAUUAAGAAGAUAUGUGAAGAAUUUAAAAAGAACGAAUCUGAGAAAAAGGAGCUUAUCUUAAAAUUUAAGGCCUUUUCUGAUAUCUGGCUGUUUGAUGGCAUUAAUAAUGCUUCCACCAGCUCCUAA